Messenger RNA from Ectocarpus siliculosus, 4028 nucleotides. The record is from the annotation of a GenBank genome assembly. NCBI's taxonomy places the organism in Eukaryota, Phaeophyceae, Ectocarpales, Ectocarpaceae.
AUGCUCCAGCCGCAGGGCUGGAAGGUGAUCGACUCCAACACCUACGCCAGCGGCGGCGGCGGUGCGGACGCCGACCACAGCCGCCGAAGUGCGGAGUCCAGCACGCAGAGCUACAGCAGGUCUGACAGCCUGGGAGACGUCGACGACUCUUCCACCGCCUCCGGUACCACCGGCACCGCGGAAGACGGGUGGGACAAUGGACACGGUUCCGACGUCGAUGUGGAAGAGCCCUCCGGGGUGGGGGAAGAGAUCGGCGGUGGCGAGAGGUCUACGGCGGCGGUGACGGCGGCGGCGGCGGCAGCAACGGCGGCAGCGCCUUCAAAAGGGCGCUCUCUUCGCCGUCGGGUAUUGGGCAGCGCAAGGAUCCUCAACCAGCAGCGCGAAAGACGGGCCAGCAAGACAACGAGCAUCGGCAGGCGGAGGGGGUCGCACACGGCGGCGGGGGCGGCGGCAGAUGACGUCACCCCCUCCCUGGACCCGGGCGCCACAUCCCCAGACGGAAUCCCAGCACCUGCGAAGGACGCUACUGCGGAGGUCGGCGAGCUACCGGCAGACAAGCAUGAUUCCAGGUCUCGCUCCAAAUCGCAUCCUUGCAAAAGGACCUGCAGCUACAGGUUGCGACGUGGAGGGAAAGGUCGGCCGAAGAGUGACAGGAGGACCGCCAAUCGACCACCGGAAGUACACGUGAAGCAGCACGGGAGGGGUGGUGGCAAGGGCAAGGACUGGCAGUCGAUGCACAUGGUGCAAUGUCUCCGGUACCACGAGGGCCCGGUAUGGACGAUGAAGUUUAACGUGCGCGGAACACGAUUAGCAACCGGAGGUCAAGACGGGAAGGUCGUAAUCUGGGAUCUAGCUGUCCCUCCAGGCUCAACAGCAGCAGCGACAACAGAGGUUGUACGCGAUGGCAGCGAGGGUGCUUCCCCCCCGAUGGAGGGCGAUGGGGUGGACGCCAACACCAACGGUGGUGCCGACGCGCAGGAGAGUAGUUCGUCGGGCGUUGAGACCAGCUCUACCCUAGAGGGGGAAGGGUCAAGAGAGACGCUUCGCAAGACGGAGUCGAUGUCCUGUGCCUCGACCAUUCUCAGCGAUGACGGGGCAGCGUCGGUUGGGGAUGGUAGCUCGGACCUGGGCCUGAGUGGCAGCAGCGGGGAAAGGGGGGACAGUUGGUCGGGCUCCGAGGUGUUUGCUCCGACUCCCGUGCGGGUGUUCGAGGGGCACAAGAGCGACAUCGUCGACCUGAGCUGGAGCCACUCGGACUUCCUGUGCUCGGCCAGCAUUGACCACACCGUCAUGCUGUGGCACCCGAUCAGGGAGGAGCGCCUCGGAACGUUCACGCACCCUGACUUCGUGACUUCGGUACAUUUCCAUCCGCUCGACGAUCACAUAUUCUUGACUGGAUGCUUUGACAAGCGUCUGCGGCUGUGGAAGAUUCCGGAUGGCAGAGUCGUGGACUGGGUGCAAUGCCAGGACAUGGUGUCGGCAGCUAGCUUCUCGCCAGAUGGGAAGCUGGCUGCAGCGGGGCUGUUCAACGGCAGGGUCAUGUUCUACCACACCACCGACCUUCGCUACUACACCCAGAUCCACUGCCGGAAUCGCCACGGAUCCAAACGCAGAGGCAAGAAGGUGACCGGGCUCGAUUUCAUCGAGACCUCGCGGCUGCACCCCUGUGGGGAUGCGGCUGCCGGUUCGGCUGCAGCGGGAAACCAGGCUGGAGGGGCGGGGUGCCCAGUGGCUGCAGCAGUAGCAGCAGGAGGAGGGGACGGCGCUGCGGAGAACAGGCAGCAGCAACAGCAGCACUUGAGGGGGGGUAAGGCGGAUAGCAUGUCGUCCCAGUAUAGUCUGCUGACGACGACGAACGACUCACGGUUACGGGUGUACGACCUCGACAACUUCGCCAUGACGUCCAAGUUCAAGGGCCUCGUGAACGAUGGGAUACAGAUCAAGGCCAGCUUUAGCACGGACGGCAUGUUCGUGGUGUCCGGAUCGGAGGACGGCCAGGUGUACUUGUGGAACUCGAAGCAGCGUCGGCAACGAACAGCCCGUUCCGUUCCCAGCUGCAACGGCGGCGGUGGCCACGCCGCUGCUGGUGGCGUUGCUGCUGCAGUUCCUGGCCCUCCUCCCGCGUGUUCGGCUUCGAACACCGCGGCCACCGCGACGACCCCGGCGACACUCGUCAAGUCCAGAACGUCAUCGUCUUUCGAUGUGCAGUGCGCGACGCUGCCGCAGGUGGCCACCGCGGCGGCUUUCCUGCCGACCGCUGCUCUCGAAGCCGCGCGCCUAGCAGCAGCGGGUGGCGUAGAGCGCGACGACUCUGCCGCCGACGUCAAGCGAGGGACGAAGGGGUGGCGAGGGGGGGUGCACCACUCUCCACCAAUGCCAGCGGCUGCCCAUGCCACCGGUGAUGCCCAAGAGGGCGGCGAUGGAGGCGGUGGGCACCAUACCUCGCGACGAAGGUGGUCGUUCACCGGGCACGCGCGGUCUGUGGCAGCCGGGGCGGGAGCUGGGGCACAUCCCAAGACGUUGCCGCAGGCGACGACCGGCGGCGGCAAGGCGGAGAGCGCGGCAAUGCUUCCUCACGUAUCAGAACCUUGGAUUAACAAGAACGGUUCGCCAAGGGCCGUUAAUGCGGCUGAGGCAUCGAUGGCGCUAGGCAGCGAGAUCGCUGCCCAACAGCACGUGGGGAGUCCUGAAGCGACUCGAACUACCCCGGGACAAAGUUGUGGGGCGUUUCCUGGAGGGGAGGGAAUGGUGAAGGCUGUUGUGUCCGCAGAUUUCAAUGGGGAAAUAAAGAUUUUCCUUGGUGUCGUUGGAAGGUUAGAAGGAUGCGGGUGAUCUAGGUCCCAUCCGCGGGUAUGUAGUAUUUGACCAUGUUUAUGGCGGUGUUGGAGGGUUUGCUCUUGGGCGUUUGCGUGUUUUGGACUCGAAGGUAGGCCAGGAGCAUCGUCGCGUGUUGCAAGCGGUGCUGUCUGCGCAAGUAUCGAAGAUGUGUAGUAUUGUUUCUGUUGUCGAUGCACGCGGGUGUUGGCGGUGUACGGCCUCCUGGGCCUGCGAUGUUUCCACACAUCGGUUCCCUUACUGUUCGUCUAAACCGGCAAUGUAAAGUACAUGAGUAUGCAUGUUGGCGAUCUUGUCUUGUCUGAAUGUACCAGGGGGGAGUGUUCCGUGGUUGCCGCCUGAAAGGUAGCAAGUGCACCCAAGCACGCAAGGUGUGGUGAUAUAGAUCUGUUGUGUAAAUUGCAUCUGUGUCCCGCGCGAGCCAAUUUUCUUCGAUAAACAAGGAACACCGAUCGACCGGAAUCUCGCUCAGCUUUCUUGGGGUCGCCCGCCGUGCUUGGGUUGCCUGGCGGCAUGUUUAUUAUUCAUGGCCAAACCUGCAGCAGCGUGCCCCUACUCGUUGCGCAGGUACUUACAAUAUGCUCCACAAGGCUUGUGUUCUUUCGUGGUUUGCCAGUGCGAAGAUAACAUUAUCCUGGCUUCAGUUUUGUGCGUGUGAUGGUGGGUGUACAUGGUCGCGGUUGCCCUCCGUGAUAGAGGUUUUGUAGAAAGGAAGCGUUGUGGCACCGCCACCGCGUCUUGAUAGUAUUGUGCGGGAGCGAGAAUUUUGACGCCUACAGUACGCCGCGCAAGGAGAGCUAGCGUGUUGUUCUGCUUAUUUUUCUAUGUUUGUGUGUACAUACACCUUCUGUGUUUUUUGGAGCGGAGAGACUUCGAAUCCGGUCCCACCGCCUUGCUGUCCCGCUAUUUCGUGUGCGUCUUUUGGUAGGUAAAAUUUAAGUUGUAGAUUGUCUACUUGUAGAACGGAACGGAGCAGGUGUCGUGUUGUAGCGCGUCGCUGUGCUUGUGUCAUGUUCCCCUUCGGGCCCUUCGGGAUAUUGAUGAUGUUAGUUGUAGUUUCUAACAGCGACAGCAGCUUGUUGUUCGUGCCUCUUGUCGGUCCGGUCUUCAGUAUUUUUUCGAAUAUCUGUCUCUGUUGGUUGUGUGUGUCCGGUUGAUAUGUGUGUGUGUUCCAUAACGGGUACUUCCAAAGU